Messenger RNA from Clunio marinus, 468 nucleotides. The record is from the annotation of a GenBank genome assembly. NCBI's taxonomy places the organism in Eukaryota, Metazoa, Arthropoda, Insecta, Diptera, Chironomidae.
AUGUAUGAGAGAGGAUUUGACUUUUUUAUCUACUCAGCUCAUUUUGAUAUUCUUGAAAAUUAUCCUAAUAUUCAAAAACGAGUAAAAUUUAUCAACACUAAAAAGUUUCUCGACAAACCUUUGAAGUCAUCUAACAAAGCAGUCAUCAUGAUGCCCCUCGUUGAAGUAAUUGCUUCUAACAAACGUCAUUUUAAUGACUUCACGCAUAAAAUAUUAAAAGAACCAAUGCGUGUUGACAAUAUCGUCAUUUAUUUCUCAAAGCAUUUCUAUUUGAUAGAAGCAAUCAAUGAAAAGCUAAGUCAACUAAUUGCUUCAGGCAUCAUCAAACAUUGGAUUGAAAAUUUUCUAAAACUUCAAUAUCGGAUGGAACUGAAAGGUUCAAGAGAAAUGUUGUUGGAUAAAAAUAAAAAAGUUAAAUGUCAAAUUGAAGUAUCUAGAAGGAUUCUUAGGAUUCUCAAAGCAGCCUAA